AGAAAAGGCUUAUGGAAUUGCAGGGAUGAUUUCUGUGCUUGUUUAGUUUUGUUUGGUGAGUUUAGAAGAUAUUACUGUGGUCUACCUGUGGAUUUGCUAUAGCUACGAGGAACGCCUACUAGAAAAUGGCUGCUGCAAGAUUGUGUUCUUUCAGAAAUUUGCUAAAAUGUGGACAGAAAAAUGUGGCCCAGAAAAAUGUGGUUCGAUGUAUAAGCGGAUUUGUACCAAGGCGUUCGUUUCUUUACAUGCCGGGGAAUGACGAGAAAAAGAUCCGUAAAGCGACAGGCUUAGAUGCUGAUUGUGUGGUUCUUGAUUGUGAAGACGCUGUCGCAAUCAAUCGAAAGGAAGAGGCAAGACGGACCAUCAGUGAGCUACUAGCUGUGCUGUCAUUUGGGCGCAGUGAGGUGUGUGUGCGUGUGAACUCAGUUUCCAGUGGUUUGGCUGAAGAUGACCUGAAUGCUGUAUUUAAUGCCAAGACUCUGCCACAGACGAUUGUUGUCCCUAAAAUGGAUUCCGUUGCAGAAUUGAAAUGGGUUAAUGACAAAAUUGGACGGUUGAUGAAAGAGAAGAAGCAAAAGAUUGGAUUAAUCACUCAAGCUGAGAGUGCGAUAAGUCUGUUAAACCUGCGGGAAGUGUGCGAGUAUGGCACUAGUGAGCAGCGAAAUUUUGCCCUUCAGGCUAUUAUAUUUGGUUCUGAUGACUUCCUGGUCAGCAUAGGAGGGACCAGGACCAAGGAUGCUAAAGAACUCCUGUUUGCACGUCAGUAUGUGGUGGUACAUGCUAAGGCAUUUGGACUUCAGGCUAUUGACCUUGUUGAUAUAGACUUCAAAGAUCUUAUAGGCUUAAAGUCACAGUCUGAGGAAGGAGCACGCAUGGGAUUUACUGGAAAGCAGAUUAUACAUCCUGGUCAAAUAGAUAUUGUGAACAAGGCUUUCUCUCCACCACCUGAGAAAAUCAAAUGGGCAAAAGAUCUGCUUUCUGCAUUCGAAGAGCAAGAAAAACAAGGAAAGGGAGCAAUGAGUUUCCAAGGCGACAUGAUUGACAUGCCACUUGUUCUCCAGGCACGUGCUAUUGUGCGCUUGGCUGAUGUGCUGCAAUCUUAGACCAAUACCUACUAAAGUGUUUAAGGUGACAAUUCUACAAAAUUGGUUGUACUCUAUAGUUCUAGUGUUACCAACUAAGAACAUAAAUUGUUGCCAAUAAUAUAGAGUGCUUUUCUUGCAUUAUAAUUGGCUAGCAUUGGGAGGGUUUGUAGUGCAAUACAAACAACAGCAUACAGUAGAGGGCUGUGUCACGAGCAACCAGACUCUAAGCUUCUUGGAAACUGCUGAAAGAAUCAGCUGGGAAGGUUCUGAGAGGCAAUGAUACUUAGGUCCGAAGAAUGGAAAGAGGAUGGGUAAAUAUCCAGCCAAUGUAAACGUAUCACUGUUGUUAGCCUUCCUAAAAUAACUGUACAAGAAACCACAAGUAUCCCAAGCUCACUGUGUAUGAAUAAAUUAUAGUGGUUCACGUUUACAGUAACCAUAUGGGAUUGAAAUAAGCCGUUCAUUUUACUACGAAAUAAAAUCGUAAAACUCUCAAAAAUAUUCUCACCUGACGGUGAAGUCUUAGAUGUGGUUUGGGUGAAGUUUGAAGCCAUUUGGGCUUGCAUUUCGAGAGUCACGUUGUUCUGUUUCCCCUUGUAUACAUAAGAGAGAUGGGAAACAAAGUGUGUCCCAGUACAGGUAUUAGUAUACUUUCAAAGAUAUGAAAAGCGAUAAAACUUUCUAGAAUUUAUUUUUAGAAACGUUUCACAUUAAUAUGUCUCUAAACUAAAAUAUUGAAUGCAGUGUAAUUUAUUUCACUUGCCUUGUUUAUUUACAGCUGAAUAAGUUGUUAAACGUUAAUAACUUUACAAGUAAUAUAAUUUAUAUUUAUUGAUUUGAAUCUAAAUCUUCCAAAGGCUUUCUUAUACACCUAUUUCACUUAUAAGACUAUUUCACUAUUAAAACUAUAAGAAAAUGGAAAAUUGUUAGUGUCACAACUAUUGUAUAUGGUUAUGGCAGUCAAUGCAGUAUUGACAUCUAUGUAGUGAAUUAACAUUUUUAUAAAAGAAGACAACAUUGUC
Messenger RNA from Nematostella vectensis (starlet sea anemone), 2107 nucleotides. RefSeq names its product citramalyl-CoA lyase, mitochondrial. Bases 126 to 1103 code for a protein of 325 amino acids. The transcript has 7 exons. The record is from RefSeq and is a predicted model, not a curated record. Gene Ontology annotation, molecular function: (S)-citramalyl-CoA lyase activity. Lineage: Eukaryota; Metazoa; Cnidaria; Anthozoa; Actiniaria; Edwardsiidae. Gene Ontology annotation, biological process: regulation of cobalamin catabolic process.